AUGGGUGAGCCGGUUAAGGUGAUGAGCACUUUCGGCACCAUAUACGGCCAUCGUCCAGAGGUGGCCCUGAGCAUCAAGGGCAUACCUUAUGAGCUGCGCCUCGAAGACCUUCCCAACAACAAGAGCGAGCUGCUGCUGACGUGCAACCCCAUCCACAAACUGGUCCCCGUGCUCCUUCAUGGCGACAGAUCCAUCUGCGAGUCGCUCAUCAUCGUCGAGUACAUCGACGAGGCCUUCGAGGGGCCGCCGCUGCUGCCGGCCGACCCCUAUGAGAGGGCCACGGCCCGCUUCUGGGCGCAGUUCAUCGACCAAAAGUUUGCUAGGCCGUUCUGGAUGUCGAUAUGUAUGGCAGAUGGUGACAAGGAGGAGGAGGAGGACUUCUUGAAGGUAGCCAAGGAGAAUCUCCUGCUUCUCGAGGGACAGCUUAAGGGGAAGAGGUUUUUUGGAGGGGACUCCAUUGGCCUCGUGGACAUAGCUGCCAGUGGAUUAGCUCGCUGGCUCGAAGCCUUCGAGGAGAUCUCCGGAGUGGAUCUGCUCACCAAUGAGGAGUUCCCUGUUCUGCACCGAUGGGCGAAAGCAUAUGCCGGCGACGAGCGUGCUAAGGAGUGCCUGCCGAACAUGGAUGAACUGGUUUCCAAGUUCACUGCAGUGAGGAAGAAGUUUCAAGCAAUGGCAGAGGUUCCGAAGUGA
Triticum turgidum subsp. durum (durum wheat) is the source of this 690-nucleotide messenger RNA. The record is from the annotation of a GenBank genome assembly. NCBI's taxonomy places the organism in Eukaryota, Viridiplantae, Streptophyta, Magnoliopsida, Poales, Poaceae.